Molecule: messenger RNA, 5611 nt
Organism: Aedes aegypti (yellow fever mosquito)
Lineage: Eukaryota; Metazoa; Arthropoda; Insecta; Diptera; Culicidae
Gene: polybromo
Product: protein polybromo-1
Exons: 16
Coding region: 313-5376 (1687 amino acids)
Biological process (GO): chromatin remodeling
Cellular component (GO): RSC-type complex
Molecular function (GO): protein binding; chromatin binding
Source: RefSeq, a predicted model, not a curated record
GCUAUAGCAAAGACGCUUUGUCUGACAUCUUGUUUUCGGUUCGAUUGGUCUAGUUCGCGUGUGGUGUCGAAAAGUGUUAAAUUUACCUGUAAAAAGUGUUCCAUUUCACAGGAAAAUAGUGUAAAAGUGUGACGUAAAGUGAUUUACAUAGGAUAAAAGUGAAAUUCGAUCGGGAGCUGUCGGAUUUUGUGCGUAAAUUGAAAUUCUUUUUCGGGGCUGAAUUCGUCGCCAAAAGCGAAGCAAAAACGAAGUGCAGAGCCUCAAAGGAGGUACUAGAUUAGCAAAACAAAGCAGCAGGGGUGUUCAAGAAAAAUGAGCAAGAGAAGGCGUAGCAGUUCCAUUCUGGAUGAGGACGAUAGCGAUGAUGAUAGCCUACCGGAGCAGUCUCCCGUUGCGCCAGGAUCAAGGAAGAAGAAGAAGCUAGAUCCGGCUGAAAUCUGCCAACAUCUUUACGAUUCACUGCGCACGUUCAAGAAGGAGGAUGGAACAACGCUUUGUGAUACCUUCAUCCGAGCUCCCAAGCGACGUCAGGAACCGUCCUACUACGAAGUGGUAGCCAAUCCGAUUGAUCUGUUGAAGGUUCAGCAAAAACUGAAAACUGAGGCGUACGAAGAUGUAGACGACAUGACGACGGAUAUCGAACUUAUCGUGAAAAAUGCAAAGGCAUUCUACAAGCCGGAUACUCCGGAAUAUCAGGAUGCCUGCCAGUUGAUGGACGUAUUCAACACAAAUAAGCAAAAGCUGAUGGAAGGAAUGGAUCAAGAGUCGGGAGAGGCGAAGCCAAGGAAGAUUACCAGGCCAAGGAAGUCGAUGCACAAAGAUGACGACACGGACGGAGAUGAUUUGGAUCCGUACGAGGAACUGUUCAAUGCCGUGAUGACAGCGACGGAUGAGAACAGAGAAUUGCACCGAAUGUUCCAGUUGCUCCCAUCGAAGAAGCUUUAUCCGGACUAUUACGACGUGAUUGAUCAUCCAAUCGAUUUGAAAUGCAUUGCGGUCAAAAUCCAAACGAAUGCCUAUUCGACGUUGAACGAUAUGGAGAAGGAUCUACUGCAGAUGACCAAGAAUGCUUGCACUUUUAAUGAGCCCGGAUCGCAGAUCUACAAGGAUGCGAAGAAUUUGAAGCGAAUUUUCACCAACAGGAAGAUUGAGAUCGAAAACGGGCGACUGAGGAAAAGUGCCAACAGGAAGGCCCGCACUGGAACCAGCUUGAGUGCCAUGGUGGCCGCCCUGAAGGAAGAAGUUGAGAGCUCCGAUGACGAGCUGGACGACUCCAUGGACACGGAAGGCGAAGGACCGCUUUGGCAGUUGUUCGACCAACUUUACAACACCGCAAAUACUAAUGAUCCCAAUGCUGUAGGCGCUCCGCUAGGAGAAUCCCUUUGGAAGCUGCCCAACCGGCGAUUCCAUCCGGAGUACUACACCAUGGUAAAGAAGCCUAUUUCGAUGGGCCAAAUCCGAAACAAGCUCAAGAAGGGAUUGUAUGCCAACGUGACCGACAUGAGUGCCGACUUGUACGUGAUGUUGGACAACGCCAAGAAGACGAAUCCUCCCAGUAGCAAGAUCUACAAGGACGCCGUCAAAAUGCAAAAACUGCUCAACCAGAAGCUGAUCGACUCGGGCGAUUUGGACGAAAGUGAAGAUGAAGAUGACACGGACUCUUCUUCGGUUGCCGCCACACCAGCUAAGAAGCCAAACCCCCAGAAGAAGACUCCACGACCUCGUUCGUCCAUGUCCAUGGUGCAGUCUCCACCGCAAUCCGCAACGAGCACCCCAAUCGCAAAGUCCGCCAAAAGCCAACAAUCGUUUCUCACCGCCCUGCGGAAGAAGUUGCUCUCGCUGCACGAAUACAUGUUGCAGUACACGGUCAACGGACGCCAACCGAUGGGUUUGUUCAUCGAGAAACCGUCGAAGAAGCUUUAUCCGGACUACUACCAGGUGAUCCAGCAUCCGAUCGACAUGACCACCAUCGAGAACAACAUCAAAAGCGAUCGGUACGGAGUGCUGGAUGAUGCCGUCGGAGAUUACCGGCUGAUGUUCUCCAACUGUCGCAAGUAUAACGAGGAGGGAUCGAUGAUCUACGAAGAUGCCAACAUUCUGGAAAAGGCACUGAAUGAGAAGCUGAAGGAAUUCUCCGGCAUUAAUAAACGAUUCAGCAUGCCCAAGUCGGCGUCCAAACCGAAGACCAAGUUGAACACAUUGGAAUCCAAGUUGAAGCACUUGUACGACACCAUCCGUGAGUACCGGGAACCGAAGGCCAACCGGCAGCUGUCCUUUAUCUUCAUGAAACUGCCAUCCAAGAAUAACAAGGAAUAUCCCGACUAUUACGACAUCAUCAAGAAUCCCAUCGAUUUGGAACGGAUCGAGUUUAAAUUGCGCAAGCAGAACUACGAAAGCGUGGACGAUAUGGCGGCAGAUUUUAUGCUCAUGUUCGAGAACGCUUGCAAGUACAAUGAACCGGACUCGCAGAUCUACAAGGACGCCCUCUGCCUGCAGCAGUUGAUCAUCCAAACCAAACAGUCGCUGCGAAGCGAUGAAACCGUGCCGGAUGUUCCGCAAGCGGUCCAGGAACUGCUUUUGUCGUUGUUCACCACGUUUUACAACUAUCAGGACGAAGAGGGACGAUGCUACUCGGAUUCGUUGGCUGAAUUGCCUGAACAUGACGAGAAUCCUGAGGGGAAUAAGGUACGCGGCAUUUCUUUGGAUCUGAUUAAACGUCGUCUGGAUAAGGGUCUCUACAAGCGGCUCGAUUCGUUCCAAGAGGAUAUCUUCUCCUGUUUGGAGCGAGCGCGAAAGCUGAGCCGUACCGAUUCCCAGGUGUUUGAGGACUCGAUUGAACUGCAGUCGUACUUCAUCAAGAAGCGUGACGAGCUGUGCCGGAAUGGCAACGUACUAGAAUCGCCUGCACUUAGUUACAAUACGAUGCAUCUGAUGGCAGCCGUAGAGGCGUUGAGGCAAACCAAGCUACUGGAAGAGGAAACCGAUAACGAAACGGAUACCACGCAAGCAUCCCAAGGCGAGAGUAUGACUAUUGACCAGAAGGUGUUCUCACCGGGAGAUUUCGUUUACAUCGAUAUUCCUGAGAAUAAAAUUCCGGGAAUAAUGUACAUCGAACGCCUCUGGACCAACAGCGACAACGUGAAGAUGAUGUACGGCAGUAUGUUCCUGCGACCGUUUGAAACCUAUCACGUGCAAACUCGCCGAUUCCUCGAGAAAGAAGUAUUCCGAAGUGACCAACAUCUGGCCGUGCCGCUGUCGCAGGCUCAGAACAAGUGCUUCGUGAUGUUCGUGAAGGAUUACUUCAAAACCCGUCCGGAGGGAUUCGCCGAGAAGGAUGUGUACGUCUGCGAGUCGUACUACACCGUUAAGCGGCGGUGCUUCAAAAAGCUCAAAACUUGGAACAUGGUUCGGGUGACUGAUCCGGUGACGUUGGUUCCCAGGGAGACUCCGCUGGAGAUGAAGCGAGUCAUGUCGGUGUUCAAGGAGCGGGUAGAAAAGCACAAGGAGGAGCUCUCGGAGCUGCAGAUGCAGGAAGCGCUGGUUGAGAAGGAGAAGCCGAAUGUGGUCGUGUAUGUGAAUGGUGGGGAUGAAGGAACGGUAUUUUACGAGCAGUACAACACCGUCUGCGGUGGCGUUGUCAAGACGGGGGAUUACGUGUACGUGGCAACUGAAACGGGAAAGCAGUCUGUGGCGCAGAUUCAGUCGAUAUGGGAAACCAAGGAUGGAAAAUCCUUCUUCCGCGGUCCAUGGCUUCUGACACCCCCGGAGGUUCCAGGAACAAUCAGUCGUCUGUUCUACCGGCAGGAAGUUAUGCUCUCAACUGUGCAGGAAACUACACCAACCGUUGCAAUCGUCGGACGUUGUGCUGUAUUGGAGCAACAUGAAUAUGUUACAAGACGCCCCACCGAAAUCGCCGAGGCGGACGUGUUCCUCUGCGAAUCCGUGUACGAUGAGCUGAAGAAGCAAAUUCGCAAGGCCGGCGCGUUGAAAAAGUUCACCCACACCCAAAUGGUGACGCAGGACGAGAUCUAUCACUUCCGGCGUGCGAUCAAUCCACCCAAGGUUACUUGCGGUGAAAUUGCAGCCCUGCAGGAAAACAGACCCAUUCCGUCGUCUGAUCUGGAAAUCAAGGACGAGUUCGGCAUCAUCGAUGACUCGAUCGACGGCCCACCGUCCAUCGGUUCGGAUGUGGUUGCCACGGCGUCCCCGGUGCCUCCCGUUUCCGUCGGAACACCGCAAGCCUCGGGCAAAAAAGCCAAAAAGGAAGGCAAAAAGCUGGUCACCGGUUACAUUCUGUACUCGAGCGAGCGUCGGAAGACCGUAGUGGCCACCCAUCCGGAAGCAACGUUCGGUGAGAUCAGUCGCAUUGUUGGCAACGAGUGGCGCAACCUGACUGACGCGGAGAAGUCCUCCUGGGAGCAGAAGGCCACCAAGAUGAACGAGGAAAAUGCGGCGAAAUUUGUAGCAGAAAAUGGGGAGGUUAGCUGUCCGAGCCCGGCCCCGGCUAAACCGGAUGGUCCGCUCGUCCAAGAAAUAAUGCCCAAUCAUGUUUACGAAUGCUGCUGGGAUAAGUGUGACCACCAGUUUGAGGAUCCGUUCGAUUGUACCGAGCAUUGCAUCACGGACGUUACCGGGUGCGUGUACAAAACGUUCAUGAAGAACGCCGAACAGGAAUUCGUUUGCAUCUGGCGUGGAUGUGUCCGUUUGCGCCGUAGCAUGCCGCCGUUCCCGCACAUGCAGCGUCUGGUGAAGCACGUUCGCGAGGUACACUUGACGAAGACGGCGGCCAAGCUGGUGCUGCCGCAGGACCGUAGCAAGAACUUCACACCGGCAAAGCGACACUCCGUUUCGCAACCGCAUCCGUCGACGAUCGUCAAGCAGCAGACGGUGCCGGUUGCGGCCGCCAGUCCGAGUGCGACAGCAUCUUCCGGUUCGGGUGCCGCAAGUGGAUCGUCAGGAACGUCUGCAACGCCGGCUGCUGCUGCGGCUCAAGCUUCUACUGGAGGAUCUAGCCAAACGUCCGGGGCAAACAAUCAGUCAAGUAAUUACAUUCCAGCACCGUAUUAUAAUUCAGUCGUGCCAGCUCCGCCAGCCGAGCCGCUGUUCGUCACAGUUCCACCCCGGCCCCAGCGGGUGCUCCACUCGGAGGCGUACAUUCGCUACAUAGAAGGUCUGCAGAACAACAGCGAGUACAUAACGCCCUGGCAGAAGACCCUGACCGCGACCCGGGAGUCCAUCCCCAAUCAGGACGCCAGCCGCCUACCGGUGCAUUGGCUCGGCAAGAGGGGACGCGACAAGCCGGAAGCCGUCGUCGACGCCAUCUGGCAGCUGCGUGGAUUCCUGAUGAAGGACGUCAUCCAGUUCGAUCGGUUCUGAAUCUGCUGGAGCAAUGGCGAAGCGUAAGUAUGGUAUGUGUACUGUGCGUAUUGGGAUUUCUUUCAACGAAAGAUGAUAAUCAUUCUGUUUCAAAUGGUGCGAGUUGAGUAUAUCUCCACCUGAUAGUGAUACGCAAACUGUCAAUGUUUUAGGAUUUCCUCUUUUAUGAACUUAUAAUUAUGCUAUAUUGUAAGGAAUAUAUGUGUGUAUGUGUAGGCGAACAAUCUCAUACGAA